Messenger RNA from Nelumbo nucifera (sacred lotus), 1342 nucleotides. RefSeq names its product GDSL esterase/lipase At5g45960-like. Gene Ontology annotation, molecular function: hydrolase activity, acting on ester bonds. The record is from RefSeq and is a predicted model, not a curated record. NCBI's taxonomy places the organism in Eukaryota, Viridiplantae, Streptophyta, Magnoliopsida, Proteales, Nelumbonaceae.
AUAAGACCUAGAUAGGCUUCCAUUUCCAGAUCAAUGAACACAACCCACUUGAUACAUUGAGCUCAUUUGUGGUUUCAGAGUUCCAGCUUAUCCACCCUUCAAUAUCUUUUCAUGUCUUUGCUUGUGAAGAUGAGCUCUUUUUCUUUUUCUUCUAUUCUUCUUCUUCUUCUUCCUCUCUUGCUGCCUGCGUUAUUCUCUACCUUUGGAGCUGAAGCUCAGCCCCUAUUCAAUCCCACUAAGGUUGUGAAUUAUUCGGUUUCAGCCAUUUACAUAUUCGGGGACUCGACUGUGGACUCAGGAAACAAUGACUACAUAGCCACUCCUUUCAAGAGCAACUUCCCACCCUAUGGACAGGAUUUUCCAAAUCAUAUACCGACCGGAAGGUUCACUAAUGGCAGACUUGCCACAGAUUUCAUUGCGUCCUAUGUGGGAGUUAAAGACUUCGUGCCUCCAUAUUUGGAUGAAACACUGGGUUUGGAGGACUUGAUGACCGGGGUUAGCUUCGCCUCCGCCGGUUCAGGAUUUGACCCACUUACAGCACAAAUAACUAGUGUAAUUAAGAUGUCCAAGCAGCUUGAGUAUUUCAAGGAGUACAAAACCAGGCUGGAAGAAGCAAUAGGAAAGGAGAGAACCGAAAAUCUCAUCCAGAAGUCUGUGGCUAUUAUCAGUGCUGGAACAAAUGACUUCGUCUUCAAUUACUUGGCUGUCCCGAUUCGACGACAGGGAUACAGCCUUGAGGAUUAUCAGCAGUUCCUGAUGCAAAAUCUCCGGGAGUUCAUUCAGGGUUUAUGGGAACAAGGGGUACGAAAAAUUGCAGUAGUUGGGCUUCCUCCGAUGGGUUGUUUGCCAGUUGUUAUCACCUUCAAUUCACAAGCAUCAGCACAAGGAGGCUGUGUAGAAAGCUACUCAGCAGUAGCAAGAGACUACAAUCUGAAGCUCCAAGCUGAGUUAGCAUUUAUGCAAAUGAGCGUUGCAUUUUACGGGGGUAGAAUCAUGUAUGCAGACAUAUAUCAACCCAUAACUGACAUGAUCCAAGACUACAAAAGAUUCGGCUUUGAAGAGUGGAGGAGUGGAUGUUGUGGGACAGGACUAAUGGAAGCAUCAUUCAUGUGCAAUCCCAAUUCUUUAGUUUGUUCCGAUGUAUCCAAGUACCUCUUUUGGGAUUCUGUUCAUCCAACAGAGAGAGCAUAUUACUAUAUCUUCAGCUCUCUGUAUAACACCAUAGAUCACCUUGUAAGGGAUUAGCCUAGCCUCUCUAAGAUUUUAAAUGAUUGAUAUGAUGAGAUCUAUCAACUGAUUGCAUAUGCCAAGAAUAUCAAACAAAUUAAAGAAUAGAAAUGAA